This is a messenger RNA of Aspergillus udagawae, 2376 nucleotides long. RefSeq names its product putative cell division control protein (Cdc5) (gene cef1). The record is from RefSeq and is a predicted model, not a curated record. Gene Ontology annotation, cellular component: Prp19 complex; spliceosomal complex. The coding region runs from base 1 to 2376 and encodes 791 amino acids. NCBI's taxonomy places the organism in Eukaryota, Fungi, Ascomycota, Eurotiomycetes, Eurotiales, Aspergillaceae. Gene Ontology annotation, biological process: mRNA splicing, via spliceosome. The transcript is spliced from 4 exons.
AUGCCCGUUGUCAAAGGAGGAGUCUGGACCAAUAUUGAGGAUGAAGUUCUCCGGGCGGCUGUAUCCAAGUAUGGUCUGAACCAAUGGGCGCGUGUCUCUUCGCUACUUGCGAGGAAGACGCCUAAACAAUGCAAAGCACGAUGGGUAGAGUGGUUGGACCCUGGUAUUCGCAAGGUCGAAUGGUCGAGGGAAGAAGACGAGAAACUGUUGCAUCUAGCGAAGUUGAUGCCAACACAAUGGCGUACAAUCGCCCCUAUCGUCGGAAGGACAGCAACACAAUGCCUUGAACGCUAUCAGAAACUGCUAGAUGAAGCCGAGGCCCGGGAAAACGAUGAGCUGGGAUUAGGAGGUCCCUCUGGCGGCGAGGCGGCUGCGCCUAGUGCGGACGAUGUGAGACGGUUAAGACCUGGUGAAUUAGAUCCCGAUCCGGAAUCGAAGCCUGCCCGUCCCGACACGAUUGAUCUCGACGAAGACGAGAAGGAAAUGCUGAGUGAAGCUCGGGCUCGUUUGGCGAACACCCAAGGAAAGAAGGCGAAGCGCAAGGCUAGAGAACGGCAGCUCGAAGAGUCCCGAAGACUCGCUGUUUUGCAAAAACGUCGUGAACUCAAAAAUGCUGGCAUCAAUAUCAAAGUCGUUACCCGGAAGAAGGGGGAAAUGGACUAUAACGCAGACAUCCCAUUUGAGAAGCCAGCAGCACCUGGAUUUUACGAUACCAUGGAAGAGGAAUCUCGAAACGAAAGACAGCGAGAAAUGUUUGAUCCUCGAAAACAACAACUUGCGAACAAGCGAAAAGGGGAUCAGGAAGAAGACGCGGAUAGGAAGAAGAGAAAGAACGACAAGAAUGGUAGCUCCGCUUUCGCUGCUGCCGCAAGGGCCGGCCAAAUGCAGAAGAUUCGCGAGGCUGAGCAGAGCAGUAAGAGACGAGCGCUUGUCCUGCCAACUCCUCAAGUGAGCGAAAGCGAAAUGGAGGACAUUAUCAAAAUGGGCAUGGCCGGAGACAGGGCCAGUAAGAUGUCUGGCGACGAAGAAACAACUCGAGGUUUGAUCGGUAACUACACUUCUAUCGUCGGAGGGACACCGAUUAGGACACCACGAGCUCCGCCAGAGGAGGAUCAUAUCGCCAAUGAGAUCCGAAAUAUCAGAGCCCUUACUGAGACACAAUCAUCUUUGUUGGGAGGUGAGAAUACGCCUCUGCACGAAGGAGGUUCUUCUACUGGUUUUGAUGGCAUCGCUCCUCGGCGACAACAGAUCGUUACGCCGAAUCCAAUGGCGACUCCUUUCCGGCAAGCCAAUGGUUUGGGGGCGACUCCAUUGCAUGGUGGGAUUGGGCCAGGGGCAACCCCCCUCAGAACUCCUAGAGAUCAGUUCGCGCUCAAUCAGAUGGAAGGCGGACAGUUGAUUGGCAGCACACCGAGAGAUAUCAGAUUGCACCAGAAAGCCGUCAGUCAAGGCAUUCGUAGCAAGUUGGCGUCGCUUCCGAAGCCUAAAGAAACCGAAUGGGAACUCGAAGAACUCCCCUCGGAGUCCGCAGAGCCAACUGCUGCGGCGGAGAUCUCUGAAGAGGAUGCUGCAGAACUUGAUCGGAGAGAGAGGGAGGCACGGGAGAGAGCUGCGCAAGCUGAGUUGAAACGCCAGAGCCAAGUCUACCAGCGGGGACUGCCACGCCCAAGUGUUCUCGAUAUAGAUGCUCUGAUGGCGCGUGCCUCACACGUUACCGACCCCAUCAAUGGCAUGAUCGCUAAGGAAGCAGCUCUGUUGAUUGCCAAUGACGCUCAAAAAUUCCGCCUUCCCAAUGGCAAGGUUGAAGGCAAGGCAGGGAAACUGGAGCGACUCGGCGAUGAACUCAUCGAAUCAGCGCGUGCAGCCAUCGUAGCGGAAGUUGCUUUGUCUGAUCGGCAACAGGAAUGGCUGCAAGGCUUUGAUGAUCGUUGGUCGUCGGCGCACUCCAACGCCCUCCCAGGGCUCGCCAACUACGCCGACGACGAUGAAGAGGAUGUGUACCGACAAGAGCAGCGAAUGAUUGACGCUUUCGACAAUGUGCAGGCUUCCCUGCUAUCUACCGCAGAGCGAGGAAACAAGCUUGAGAAGAAGCUAGCGCUACACUACGGUGGCUAUCAAAACCGUGCGAAGACCCUUCGAACCAAGAUUGUCGAGGCCGGCUCUGCUCUAGAAAAUUCGAAGGAUGAGUUGAAUGCUUUCCAGGCCCUACAAAUUUCCGAGGAAUCGGCUAUCUCGCGAAGGCUCGAGAAGCUCCGCGACGACGUUGCCUUCAUCUUGAAGAGAGAACGGGAAGCUCAAGAAACGUACAGGAUUAGAAAGGAGGAGCUGGAUGAGCUUGUUGCCGGGACAGAGUCAGUUGUCAAUGGAUGGCACUGA